AAACAAAGCGAUCGGUGAGAGCCGUUCGCCGCGCUAAGCAAAAUAUCUUGCGCAUUAAUUUUUGAAGGGGUUAUAGGCUGGCCAAGUGUUGACGCUGCUUACUUUUGCAGAACUCGCUUGUGCGGGCCUCCCUAAACCCUACAAAUCAUAAUACCAAAAUUUACCCUAACUCUCCGUAUUUAAUUUAAUUUACUGUAGUUUGAAAGUGCCCUCCCGCGAAAUAAAUAGAGAUCAAUAGAAAACCCUAAAAUGCCAGAUCAAUAGAAAACCCUAAAAUGCCACCGUUGGAGUCUCUAGAGCAUGAAUUUCCGAUUAUUGAUAUUGGUUUCCGUCAGUUUUGUGCUUCUCAUAGUCUUUUCUCAGUUGAGGAUUUCCUUGUCCAUGAUAUCACUGUAUUAGUUCGAGUUGCCGAACACCAGUCUGAUUCUAACAAGUUGAAGCAGGGCAUUAGCCAAAUCCUCUCUAUUAUAGAUAGUCAGCAUCAGCCAUGGGUCAAUGGUGUGGAGUUGUUAAAAGAUGCUCGGCAGAAUAAGCAUGUUCUGUCUACGGGAUGUGAAGGGCUUGACUUAGUUCUUCAUGGUGGAUUGCGGAAGGGUCAGUUGACAGAACUUGUUGGUCCAUCAUGCUCGGGUAAAACACAAGUCUGCCUACAAGCUGCUUCAAAUGUGGCGUACAAGUACGUGAGUUCUGUUAUGUUUUUAGAUAUGAGUAACUCGUUUUCCGCCAAACGUGUUUCUUGCUUCAUCGAUCAUCUGUUGGGUCCAUCUCCUGCACAGGUCACACGUGAAAGCCUUGAAAGAUUAAUGAACAGCAUAUUAUGCCACUUUGUGUUUGACAUUUUUGGGCUGUUGGGCUUACUGCAUGAGCUAGAAUUGAAGUUGAAAUCUCAGGUAGGAACUGGAGAAGGCAAUGUACGAUUGCUGAUCAUUGAUUCAAUUUCAUCCCUCAUAACACCAAUACUUGGAGGCUGCGGUGCUCAGGGACAUUCUUUGAUGAUCUAUGCUGGGUAUCUCUUAAAGAAGUUAGCACACGAGUAUAAUAUUGCUGUGUUGAAAAAACUUCUGAAAAAGAGUGGCCUGGGAAUUGAAACAUAUUGCUAAGCCAAUUCCAAACCUGUACACUGAAUUCACAAAGCCACAGUGUGUGCUCCAUAAAAUCCUGCUCUGAUUUGCAGAUACCACAUCUAGAAGGCAUUUCAUAUCCCUGUUUUCUUUUCAUGUCAUCAUUCACAUAAACACCUUGCAGAAGCUUCCAAAUGUUGCUGGCAAUAGUUGGGUGCAAAGAUUUCCUCCAUAUAUAAGAAGACCAAUCAACCUUGUCUUCCUUGUGUCUUAUUUUCUCCACUGCCUUUGCAUUAUUAAACAUUCCACUACUAUGUAGGUUCCAUAUUAUGGAAUCACUUCCACUGUGAAUCUGAGGCAAAUUAUCAAUCUGUAACAAGUGCUGCAACUGAGGAUGUAUAUUCCAUUGGUUAUUACUGAUUAAGUUCUGAA
Molecule: messenger RNA, 1493 nt
Organism: Papaver somniferum (opium poppy)
Lineage: Eukaryota; Viridiplantae; Streptophyta; Magnoliopsida; Ranunculales; Papaveraceae
Product: DNA repair protein RAD51 homolog 4-like
Exons: 9
Coding region: 276-1100 (274 amino acids)
Biological process (GO): reciprocal meiotic recombination; DNA strand invasion; double-strand break repair via homologous recombination
Cellular component (GO): replication fork; Rad51B-Rad51C-Rad51D-XRCC2 complex; centrosome
Molecular function (GO): four-way junction DNA binding; ATP-dependent DNA damage sensor activity; ATP binding
Source: RefSeq, a predicted model, not a curated record